AUGCCUUACGCCGGCAACCUCCCUACCCCGACAGAUGAGAAAGUUUCUCAGAUUCUUUCCAUCAUCUCAGCAUAUCGUCACCGCUCGGCAAAUGUCGCUGAUCGCUUCUCUGAAUUCGUUCCAACUCUCGAGAAGCAACUCUCUGAAACUGUCUCCAAAGGCGAGACUGUGCGAUUCAUUCUCCCAGCUUUCCCCUUCAAGGCCCCCGCCGAGGGCGGCAAGCGCAAGACCCUAGGCUCUCUGCCCGACAAAGCUGAGGAGAUUGCCUUGCAGGUCCUCGACGGAUUUGCCGACUCCAUCGCAGAGAUCUACGAAGGGGGUGCUGCUGUGGUACUCGUUUCAGAUGCAUCUGUGUACGGAGAUCUUCUCAACAUCCCCGAUGCCGACGCCUUCACAUACCAGCAGGAAUUGAAGAAGCUGGCCUCAUCUCUCGGUCUCACUCACCUUGAAUUUGUGCGUCCAGGUACUCUGGCUGGCGUUGCUCCCGAGGAAGCCAAGACGCUUGAGGAGUAUUCCAAAGCUGUCUCUCAGACCCGUAAUCUUCUUGACGGCACCCUGGCUCAGUCCGUCGAUGCCAAUGAAGAUGAGAACGUGCAGGCAACAAGCAAGCACUACGACACGGCACUGCCCCAGUCCGAGGACCCCGAAGCCUUCAAGGCUGCUAUGCUCAAGCGGGGCAAGGCCUACGCCAAGCUGAUUGCACAAUCAGCCGAGUCGACAAUCCGCUUGUCUAUUCACGAGUCUAACAAUGUCGGUAAGGUGACUCUUGACCUGUUCCCACCCGCGACCAACCCAGACUUCAUCACUCCCUGGCACGGCGCUGUUGCGGUCCUGGCAGAUGCCAGCGUCCGCAUUGUCGACGCCUCUACGGUCGACAUGUCCAAGUUCGACGUCAUCAACAAGCAGGGUCGCCCUUGGCUACUUCGCGAAAAGUCCGAUCUCUUCGACUGGUUUGGCAUGGAGCUCGACUUUGAGCCUCUCUUCCCCUGUGGUAUGCUGGUCCGUCCCACCGAGGGAUACGGCCCCUACAAGUUCGAGGAUGUCAACAUGAAGCGCGUGCGGAAACUCGCGCUGUCCACGGCCCCGCUUCUUCUGCGUGGCUUCACCAUGGAAGUUGAAAAGGAGGUCUUCCGAGGCAAGGCCCGCGAGCUGGGUGAGAUUCAGAUGUGGCCCUUCGGAGACAUCCUCGAGGUCCGCGAGAACGCCGACUUCAACAUGAACAACGUGCUCACCCGCGAGGCCAUGCCUUUCCACUACGACGGUGUCUUCAAGACCGUUCAGGAUGAAAAGACCGGCGAGUGGAUCUCGGUCCCUCCCCUCUUCCAGAUGUUCCGCAACCGCGCCGCCUCCCAGUCCAAGGGUGGCUUGACACUCUUCGCCUCGUCGCGCAACCUCAUCCCUCUCCUGGGACCGGACAGCAUUCCCCUCGAGGAGCUCCGCAAACUCAAGUGGAAGACCUUUACCGCCGUCAACGAGGCAUUCGGUGGCCAGGAGCUCAACCUGCCUUUCAUCAUCACCCACCCGGAGUCGGGCGUGGACACCUUCCGCUUCCACGAGCCCUGGCCCGCGAGCAAGUGUAUCGCUGGCAGCAGCGAGCCAACCAUUGUGCAGGUUGUCGGCUGGUCCGAAGCCGAGAGUGACGCACUCGGUGAAAAGCUCACCCGACUCUUGUACGAUCGCCGGGUUGCCUACCGUCACCAAUGGCAGGCGGGCGAUUUCAUCUUCAAUGACAACGCCAUGACCCAUCACACUCGUACUGCGUUCGAGGAUGGCCACCGUGAGCACUGGCGUGUGCACGUCAGCUAA
Molecule: messenger RNA, 1806 nt
Organism: Penicillium diatomitis
Lineage: Eukaryota; Fungi; Ascomycota; Eurotiomycetes; Eurotiales; Aspergillaceae
Product: isocyanide synthase family protein
Exons: 3
Coding region: 1-1806 (601 amino acids)
Molecular function (GO): oxidoreductase activity
Source: RefSeq, a predicted model, not a curated record